AUGACCACACCUAAUCCCACAGCCCCUGCCCCUUACUCCUUUCUGAAGUUACUUCUGAAGCUACCAUGGGAGCUCAGAAAGAACAUCUAUUAUCGGGCGAUGCGUCCAGAAGACCUCAUUUCCCAGUGUCGGCCUCUAAACCUUAGCGUAGCGGAUUUUCGACAUAGUGGCAACCCAUUCUGCUUGGAGUGGCUCGAAGACUUCUGUCGCACAGAUGAAGCCACCCGUAUCGACGUUUCCUCUAUUCUGCUACAAACAACCAGGCUGUGUCUUUCCAGCCCUGUUGAAGUGGAGCCGUUCAGCUUGUUUCUUGAAAGCUUUCCUGAAGCCGACAACCAAGGCUUUGCUGCAGUUCGUGAUCUCAAUUUCCAGCUCUUCGGUUGUCACCGACCCAGUGCUGGGAACGAUAACGCAUACAUUAAAUUGAUGAAGCGAUGUACAGAACUAAGACAAGUCCAGCUGAAGUUCGAAGUUGAAUAUAUGACCAUAGACUCGUGUACAUGGGCCGAAAACCUGAAACAACCGCCAACAACACUAUGGUCUUUUGAUCAGACGCGCAUCAGGAGACUGGAGGAUAUUAUUUCGAUGUAUCGGUUGACAGAAAUUCUGAAGCUAAAGAACUUGAACAGACUAACAGUUGAAGCCUGGCCUCGGAUUAGAGUGAGUGAUCGACAGGCUAUGCAGGACGUUCUGGUCGAUUGCACACCGUUGAUCGAGAGUUUGGUGCAGUGGCUUGAAAGGGGCUUCGCGGCCCAGGACAGAGACGUUACCGUUAGUUACGUGGAAGCGAGCAAUCCAGGUUUAAGAUGGAGUAGGCGCAUGUGA
Molecule: messenger RNA, 825 nt
Organism: Alternaria burnsii
Lineage: Eukaryota; Fungi; Ascomycota; Dothideomycetes; Pleosporales; Pleosporaceae
Exons: 1
Coding region: 1-825 (274 amino acids)
Source: RefSeq, a predicted model, not a curated record